Arachis ipaensis is the source of this 1128-nucleotide messenger RNA. RefSeq lists its product as uncharacterized. NCBI's taxonomy places the organism in Eukaryota, Viridiplantae, Streptophyta, Magnoliopsida, Fabales, Fabaceae. The record is from RefSeq and is a predicted model, not a curated record.
AUGGAUUUACACUCCAAUUCGCAGCAGGCGACCACGAAAUGGGGCAGAGCAGCAGGAGAGGCCAUCUCAGGUAGUGAAUUUGAAUCUGAGAUUUGUAUGGCGGGGGAAAAUGUUUACGUGAUUAUAUAUCCUAAUGGAGAAAUUUCUCACACGGCAGAAGGUAUUACAUUCGUUUGCGACGAUCCGCUGUGGAUAAUGAUUCCACCACAAACAUCGUUGCAGGAUUUGAAGAAUCUGAUUCUGAUGCACACCGGAAUGGUUGGGAAAAAAGAAAUUAUGAAGCUGACCUACAGAAUGCCGGUUGCGGUGGCCAACUCGUUUUCCUAUCAAAAAAUGCAGAUAAAAGCUGAUCAGCAUGUGUCGAUGAUGUUUUCUUAUCAUCGCAGCAUAGGAAGCAUCUAUUCAUUGGAGCUUUGUCUGAAUCUUCAGGACAUUGGUGGAAGCUCGUCCAGUUCGAAUAAUGUGGAGGGUGUCGGGAACCGCGGAGCUGGUGAUUUUGUUCCAGAUCGGGAUACCAUUAGGGCCCCCAGUCCAAGCUUCAACGCAUUUGUCCCGAGGGUACAAAAUUUAGUUAUUCGUGAAGCACGCCCCGCCCCUUCUACACACGUGGGGGUCGAUAGGGUUCCAGAGGCUGCUAUUGUAGAUACGUCUGACGAGGAUGAGAUUGAAGAUUUCAGCGGUGAUGAAGCAGAUGUCGUUCCAGAGACGCAGCCUCUACAUGGCGAUGAUGUGCCUCCAACACGGGUCGAACCUGUAGGUGGUGGUGGUUCUUCCUCCAUGCCGUCACACUACCUAUCCUUAAAUUUGGGUGCGAUGCAUUCGACUAACGUAGAGGACAGACCGAGCACGUAUCCUGUGUCAGGCGAGAUGGAGCUUGAGGUUGGGCUGAAAUUUCUUAACCGGGAAUCAGCGAUGCUAGCGGUAAAAAACUACAACAUACGCAGGAGUGCAGAAUAUAAGGUUGUAGAGUCAGACCAAAGCAGGUAUGUAUGUCGAUGUAAGCAGUUCGGGGACCGAUGUCGUUGGAUGGUACGGGUUGCGAAGACAAGGUCCUGUAGAUUUUGGGAAAUCCGAAAGUAUGAAGGUCUCUCUGAUGAAACUUACUCCAUGACCUCAACGUACCGCUAA